AUGAAGAUGCCACCAGGCCAUAGGAAACACGGGACCGUAUUGAAGCUUAACAAAGCCCUUUACGGAUUGAGGAAAUCACCAUUGCUGUGGCAUCGAGAGCUCACCAACACGCUCAAGAAGCUCGGCUUCAAGCCAGUGCCACACGAGCCCUGCUGCCUCACCCUCAACGGAAUCAUCGUUUUCUUCUACGUUGACGACAUCGUCUUCGCAUAUCAGCGAAAGAACGAGUCGAGGGCGCAAGCCCUGGAAGCACAAAUGCGUGAGAAAUACCAGCUGACAGGUGGUAACAGCCUUCAGUGGUUUCUUGGCAUCGAGAUUCUUCGAGACCGCGAGAAAGGCUUCAUUUGGCUAUCACAAGCCUCAUACAUCGACAAGAUCUCGCGCCUCGCGAAGAAACACAGGAGCUUUGACACCCCGAUGGGGGUCAACGAACUUUUCCCAUUCAACGGCAUUGCUUCAUUUGCUGACAUCAAUUCGUACCAAGUGAAAAUAGGCUCCGUGCUAUACGCUGCGGUUAUCACGCGCCCAGACAUCGCGUUUGUAACUUCAAAGCUAUCAAAGUUCAACCCCAACCCGGGACCCAAACAUCACGAAGCGGCCGACCGCGUGAUCUGCUAUCUGCAGCAGACAAAGGACUGGCGCUCCGCCUGGGGUGGGGACGAUUUCGAAGUGGCAAGCGAUGCCUCUUUCGCCGACAACUCAUCAGACCGCAAGAGCUCUCAAGCUUUCGCAAUGAAGCUAUUUGGAGGCCUCAUCGCGGCAAAGGAAUCGAUAUACGUGAGCCGCCUGAUCCGAGAACUUGACGUAAAACUCGACCACUCUCGAAUCAGCAUCCAAUGCGACAACACGCAAACAAUACGCAUCGUAACCGCGGAGGUGGCAACGCUACGAACCAAGCUGCGGCACGUCGACAUUCACAACCACUGGCUUCGCCAAGAAAUCACGAACGGAACCCUCGAAGUCAAAUACACACCAAGCGCCGAGAUGAUGGCCGACGGUCUCACCAAGGCCCUCCAAGGACCCAAGUUCCAAGCCUUUGUCAACCAAAUCGGCCUCCACGAUAUCUCCGACCGCCUUGCGUCACGAGAGCUCCCCGAAUCGACCGACUCAAUACUUCAAGAACAAUCUUACAAGAUGUGGGAGGACCAAGUUGUGUAA
This is a messenger RNA of Hirsutella rhossiliensis, 1158 nucleotides long. Its product is annotated as reverse transcriptase (RNA-dependent DNA polymerase) domain-containing protein. The record is from RefSeq and is a predicted model, not a curated record. The transcript has 2 exons. The coding region runs from base 1 to 1158 and encodes 385 amino acids. Lineage: Eukaryota; Fungi; Ascomycota; Sordariomycetes; Hypocreales; Ophiocordycipitaceae.